AAAAAAAAUAUGCUUUUUUUAGCACGCUUGUUGUUUUUUGUGCUUCCUCUUGUUUUAGCUUAUCGAGAAUUGCCAAAUGAAGCACUUCGUCACCUAUCCAAGUUUACAAAUACAACAAGACUUUCAGUCAACGGCAACCUUAUGAAGCCUUUAUUGAUCGAAAGAGUCUCAGACACACCAGGGAACAGACAAGUGAGAGAAUUCAUUGUCGAACACUUUAAGUCUCUAGGUUGGCAUGUUGAAUUGGAUGAAUUUUCAGACACAACACCUUUUGGAAACAAGUCUUUUGCUAAUAUUAUUGUUACGCAUAACCCUGAUAAGCCAACGAGGCUUGUUUUAGCAGCCCAUUAUGAUUCUAUGUAUUCGCCUGAUUUUGAAUUUAUUGGCGCCACAGACAGUGCGAUUCCUUGUGGUAUCUUGAUGAACAUUGCAGAAGUCAUGAACGAUAUGAUGUCAGAUAAUUCUGUUCACUAUAGACAAAAAGACAAGACGCUUCAAAUGAUUUUCUUUGACGGAGAAGAAGCAUUCCAGCAAUGGAGUCCCACAGACUCAAUUUAUGGAGCGAGACAUUUAGCAAAUCUUUGGGAGAAUUCCAUUGUAUCUAGCCCAACCAAGACAAUGAGAAACAGAUUGGACCAGAUUGAAGUGAUGGUAUUACUCGAUCUUUUGGGCGUAGCCAACACACAAUUUCCCAACUUGUAUCGAUCAACAAGUUGGCUAUAUGACCAACUGAUAAAUUUAGAAAAUCGACUUAAUAACCAGUCUAUUCUCAAGACUGUGUCUUCAAAAACGGGUCAAGAUUUAGUAUCAAUGUUCAAUCCAAACUCUUUCUUGACAUUCAGAGGGGAAGCAAUAGGAGACGAUCACGUUCCAUUUUUGAUGCGUGGAGUCAAUAUUUUACAUAUGAUCCCUCACCCGUUCCCUAAUGUUUGGCACAAUAGACUUGACAAUGCAGAUUGUAUUGACGAUAAUGUAGUUGAAAACUUAUCAGUUCUUUUCCGUACAUUUACUGCAGAAUAUUUAGAAUUAGAUCCCUUACCACAUAAUGAAUUAUAAUCAUAAUCAUAAAGCUUUACAGUUAUGUAGAUAU
Molecule: messenger RNA, 1090 nt
Organism: Gilbertella persicaria
Lineage: Eukaryota; Fungi; Mucoromycota; Mucoromycetes; Mucorales; Choanephoraceae
Exons: 3
Coding region: 10-1056 (348 amino acids)
Molecular function (GO): zinc ion binding; glutaminyl-peptide cyclotransferase activity
Source: RefSeq, a predicted model, not a curated record